AUGGCCAUAGAAACAAUACUGGUCAUAAACAAAUCGGGCGGGUUAAUCUACCAGCGGAAUUUCACCGACGACGAACAAAAAUUGAACAGCAAUGAGUAUUUGAUUCUCGCUAGCACACUGCACGGUGUAUUUGCCAUUGCGAGCCAGCUGACCCCGAAGGCAUUGCAGCUUACUCAACAAACAAACACGGAAAACAUGAUCCCGUACGUACCAUACGUGGGCGUCGCCGGCAACAAGAACGAUAACAGGAACGCCAGUGGCAAUAGCAGUAAACCGCACGGCACUAGUAGGAAACUGGGCAGUUUCAAGGGAGACGAUUUUUUCAAAGAGCCGUUCACAAACUGGAACAAGGGUGGGUUGAGGCAGCUGUGCACGGACCAGUUCACGAUGUUCAUCUACCAAACGCUCACGGGGCUGAAGUUCGUUGCCAUAAGCUCCAGCGUGAUGCCACAGAGACAACCCAACAUAGCCGGCACCGAGAAGACCGACCGACUCAAGAGCUCAUCGAACCUGGCCAUCCAGAUAGCAGACAACUUUCUCCGGAAGGUAUACUGCCUGUACAGCGACUACGUCAUGAAAGACCCAUCCUACUCAAUGGAAAUGCCCAUCAAGUCCAACCUCUUUGACGAGAAGGUCAAAGAUAUGGUAGACAACCUCCAGUAG
Saccharomyces eubayanus is the source of this 663-nucleotide messenger RNA. RefSeq names its product TRAPP subunit TRS23 (gene TRS23). NCBI's taxonomy places the organism in Eukaryota, Fungi, Ascomycota, Saccharomycetes, Saccharomycetales, Saccharomycetaceae. Bases 1 to 663 code for a protein of 220 amino acids. Gene Ontology annotation, cellular component: TRAPP complex. The record is from RefSeq and is a predicted model, not a curated record. Gene Ontology annotation, biological process: endoplasmic reticulum to Golgi vesicle-mediated transport. The transcript has a single exon.